AUGUCCUGCCCUGCUCGGAUCCCCUGCGCUAACGAGCCAGACCCCUCCCCCUGCCCCGGCCCCCACCUCGCGCCCGCGCCUGAGGCUGCGGUGCUGGGUCGGGAAAACGCGGUGGGCCGACACUACCCGCCGAAAGGGCCUGAGGCGGGGGGCGCCCGGGUCUCAGCGCCCCGGGGAAGGACCCCAGCCACACGACGGCCCCUAGUGCAAAGCAUUGACACGGCCCCGAGAGGAGAGGGGGCGCCCUCCUUCUCCCGCGCACGGCAGCCUGGCCGCUCUGGCCCGCGCCCCAGCUUGGCCUUCGACCCCGCUCCCGGCUGCAGCGCUGCCCGGGGCCCCUGCACUCCGGAGGGAGGCUGCGGGUGCUGGAAAGAGAGGCCGGUGGGCGGGCGAAUCGGGAGGCGCGGGCGGCGGAGGUCGCGGAGCGGAGCCCAGGUGGCGGGAGCUGAGUUUCCAGCUUUAGGUCUGCAGGAGGGGGCUGCCUUCCCAGUUACAGAGGGACAAGGGAACAGCUUCAGUGUCAGUCAGAGACAGGACCUGGACGUUCUUAAGGGAUGGGGGUUCCCAGGCAGGAGGGACUGGCUUCAGCCACCCUAUGCAGGGCCAUCUACUCAGCCUACAGAACCUAGUAUGAUUCCGGUCCCCCUUCUCCUAAUACGCCCACCUGACCAGGUGAAGGGAACUGAAGAUUAAAUCAGGUCUCAACUCAGGUGCCAGGGUUGGAUGGGGUGCAUGUGAAGGGGGCAGGGGCCCCAGAAGCUGCCCCAGCUCCUGCUGCAUGAUUGGAUGGGAAGGCCUGUUUUUGUGUGAACUCAGCUCUUCUGCGGCUGUUACAUUAAACUUCACCCCAAACCA
Hipposideros armiger (great roundleaf bat) is the source of this 855-nucleotide messenger RNA. RefSeq names its product translation initiation factor IF-2-like. Lineage: Eukaryota; Metazoa; Chordata; Mammalia; Chiroptera; Hipposideridae. The transcript is spliced from 4 exons. Bases 1 to 693 code for a protein of 230 amino acids. The record is from RefSeq and is a predicted model, not a curated record.